CACUCCUGUCCCCAUCGGACACAAGUUAGCAUGACUGCGUGCAUGUUGGAUGGGAAACAAGAAAAAAGUUACACUAUGCUUUCAUUUUAAAAUCAAGUAGCUUUUAAUUAUUUUAUUUGGUUUGAACAUUUUUAAUCUGUGCCUCUGCAACGCCUCGACUCUGCAACUGGAGCCUUCUUCAACCUUCAGCCACCACGCACCGUAGCGUUUUUUUUUUCUUUUGUGUAGCUGGGUCUAAAACGAUUCGGAGUCAAACCCAGUUAGCUCUCUGCGAUGGAGGAUUACAAAGUUUCGAUUUUUUGGUGAUUGGAUGCAACAAUUUAUUACGGGAACUGAAGCAAUGCGAAAGGCGAUCUCCUUUCUCGUUCAACCCCGAUGCCUCCUUCUCGUCAUUGUUCUCACAAUUUUCUUGAUUCUCGCAAUAUCUGGUUCUAGACGGGUUGAAGAAAAAGUAGAAGAAGAGCCUGAAAUUACUGACAGAGUAUUCUUGGAUGUUGAUAUUGAUGGACAACGUCUAGGUAGGAUUGUCAUUGGAUUAUAUGGCCAGGUUGUACCAAAAACUGUGGAAAAUUUUAGAGCUUUGUGCACAGGGGAAAAAGGAAAGAAUGCCAAUGGUGUAAAACUUCACUACAAAGGAACACCAUUUCAUAGGAUAAUAUCAGGUUUCAUGUUUCAGGGUGGUGACAUUGUCCAUCGUGAUGGUAGAGGAUAUGAAUCUAUUUAUGGUGGUACCUUUCCUGAUGAAAAUUUCAAGAUAAAACAUUCGUAUGCGGGUGUAGUCUCUAUGGUGAAUUCGGGUCCUGAUUCCAAUGGCUCACAGUUUUUCAUUACCUCAGUGAAGACCGGUUGGUUAGAUGGAGAACAUGUUGUGUUUGGGAAGGUUGUCCAAGGCAUGGAUACUGUGUUUGCAAUUGAAGGGGGUGCUGGAACCUACAAUGGGAAACCUAGAAAGAAAGUAGUAAUUGCAGAUUCUGGCCUCUGGAUAGAUACCCAAGAGUCUGUCAGAUGAGGAAAGAUGACUUUCCUUCUUGAAACGCCAUAAUUUAGAUUUCUGUUGAAACAAUACUGUUCAUUUUUUUCCAGUUCAUUGCUUUCGUUGUCUCUCUUAUUGUAUUUCGCAGAUUAGAUUAACACAAAGUUUAUAUUCUGUAGAGAAAGGGAAAGAAAUUAAAAGUGGUAUUGUUUCGUUUGAA
Molecule: messenger RNA, 1193 nt
Organism: Vigna angularis (adzuki bean)
Lineage: Eukaryota; Viridiplantae; Streptophyta; Magnoliopsida; Fabales; Fabaceae
Product: peptidyl-prolyl cis-trans isomerase CYP21-1
Exons: 7
Coding region: 311-1009 (232 amino acids)
Biological process (GO): protein folding; protein peptidyl-prolyl isomerization
Cellular component (GO): intracellular membrane-bounded organelle
Molecular function (GO): peptidyl-prolyl cis-trans isomerase activity
Source: RefSeq, a predicted model, not a curated record